GGUAGCGUGGGCCGCCUUAGUAGUAGCUAGCGUGGCCGCUUCCUCCGUUCUAAAAGCCGAGAGUUCGAGAACGUUUUGCGCGGAGGGGCACUCCAACUAAUAAGAAUGGGCAUUCAUGGCCUAACAAGCUUUGUAGGGGAACAUAGCGAAUUCUUUGUUGAUCUGCAUCUGAGAAACAUAGAUGUAAUAAUUGAUGGAAAUAAUUUGUAUCAUCACCUUUAUUUUGAUUCAAAUCUGGAUAUCCGGCAUGGUGGGGAUUAUGAUUCUUUUGCCGAUAUAACACGUCAGUUUUUUCAGUCAUUGGCUGCAUGCCACAUACAGCCAUAUGUUGUGCUGGAUGGAGGUAAUGAUGCAUCUAAUAAAAAAUGUGCAACCUUAAAGGAACGAGCUAAGGAAAAGAUCCAGGCAGCCCAUUCUCUUUCUCAUGGUGGUGGUGGAAGUUUAUUGCCUUUGCUUGUCAGAGAGGUCUUCAAGCAGAUUCUAACUGAACUACAAGUGCCUUUUGUACAGUCAUUUUCAGAGGCAGACAGGGAUAUUGUAUCUUUAGCCAAUCAGUUGAGUUGCCCUGUGUUAACUUUAGAUAGUGAUUUUUGCAUUUUUGACCUCCAAUCAGGCUAUUGUCCUCUAAAUUAUUUUCAGUGGAGAAAUCUUUGCAAAUGUAAAGACUCACAAGAAUGCUACAUCCCAGCACGGUGUUUCUCAUUAGAAAGAUUUUGUAGACAUUUUAAUAUGAACAAAACCCUGCUGCCUCUUUUUGCAGUAAUGAGUGGCAAUGACUACAUAAAUCUGCCAGCUAUGGAAGUGUUUUUUAAUAAAAUACACCUUCCUAUAAAGAAAUCCCGGCGGAAGAGUAGAAAGCAUGACCGCAUUCAGGGACUGCUGAACUGGUUAUCUCGUUUUGCUGAUCUUUCUGAGGCAAUGGAAAAUGUAUUGAAGUAUUUUAAAAAGCAUGAAAAAGAAGACAUACGACAGCUUCUCUCUUCUUUCAUGGGAGAAUAUGAACCAUCUAAUGUCAAUCUCAAAGAUUUUUUCCAGAGUGGUAUGUAUGAAUCUGAGGAAAUGAAGAAAUUAAAAUUACCACAGUGGAUUGAAACACACUUAAUUAAAGGACAACUAGCACCAUUUGUCAGUGAUGCUCUUAUAUUAAGAAGUACCAUCCUUCCUGUUCAGGUAGAGAAUAUGCAGCGAGAUAGUGCUCAUUCCAUAACUUUGCCAAUUAGACAGGUUAUCUAUUGGUUACUGUUGAACAUUGCACCAAGUUCCCUUAGUCCCCCUUUGAACAAACAGCCAACUUCAUUUCCUCCUGUCUUCUAUGAAUUUGAUAGACUCCAAAAAUCACUCAAGAAAUCAUCUGUUCAUGUAGCAGAACUGGCACAGAAAUUUCCAGACAGCUGGUAUGCUUUGUCUACAUUAAAUGAGGCACCCAUCGCAGAGCGUCUUCUAUUUUUGUUUGAGGUGUUUGGAGUAUCAGCCUGUAUCCUUGAACCAGUUCCUUGUUUGCUGCAGCUUCUUAUGGCUGUAACCUGUUACUGGACCCAGUUUUCAGAACCCAAACUGACACUACAGCACAUCAAGGCUUUACUACUUGGAGUAACAUUUGGGGAAUUAGGUAAGAUGUUGCACAUUCCAGAUCCUGAAAGAUCACAUGCUGAGGUCAAUAAAAUUGUACAUGAACAGUUCUUGAAAUGGAAAGAAAAUAAAUCCCCAAAAGAUUAUUUGGAAAUAGAUGUUGCACACACUUUCUGCCAGUGGCAGUGCUGCCUGCAAGCAGGACUGCAUCUCAACCAGCUGCUUUGUAGACCUCUCCCUGAGCCAGAUCUUACACGGCUUUAUAAUGGGACCCUUGUCCAUAGGUUGUAUCAUCAGCUUAAAUCCAGUUCCACACCAGAGAACCUCCUCAGUACAUCCCCAAAGAUCUACAAGCUUUAUUGCAGCAUGGUACAGAUAGUCAAAGAUUCAACACCACCAGGUUUCUUUCAGAAGUCAAAAUCCCAAAGGAAAAAGAAUAAGAAAAUUGUCAGUAAAUUGCCAGAUAUACGAGAAAGCACUAUGAUGGACACUCUGCCUUUCUGUAGUACUAACAGGUUUGCAACACUGGCAAUAGAGAACUGAAAGCUCAGUAUUCCAAGCUGGUUAUUGAUAUUUAUCUGUCUUUGGGUUUGAGAAGUUAUUUCUCAAAAGAAUUAAAGAAGUAAUGCUAUUAUAAUGAAUUUAUUCCUUUGGUAAUUGAGGAACAUGAAAAAUUGCCGAAUUGUUUCUAAUAUUGGAUAAAUUUUCAGAAGAUAUUUAAAAAAACUAAUCUUACUUUGGAAAAGUUUUCUGAAAGAUGUUUCAAAGCCUACCUAUUGUGCCAUCUUUUUCAUUGUUUUUUUGUAAA
Molecule: messenger RNA, 2377 nt
Organism: Pseudonaja textilis
Lineage: Eukaryota; Metazoa; Chordata; Lepidosauria; Squamata; Elapidae
Source: RefSeq, a predicted model, not a curated record